AUGAAAGACAUAGCAGAAGCUUAUCUUGGCAAAAAUGUUUUCGAAGUUGUUAUUACUGUUCCAGCUUACUUUUAUGAUUCACAACGUCAAGCUACAAAAGAUGCUGGUACUAUUGCUGGUCUUUAUGUAUUACGUGUUAUAAGUGAACCAACAGCAGCUGCUAUCGCUUAUGGUUUAGACAAAAAAUUUACAGCUGAACGAAAUGUACUAAUUUUUGAUUUGGGUGGUGGUACAUUUAAUGUAUCAAUUUUAAGCGUCGAACAAGGUAUCUUUGAAGUUAAAUCAACAGCCGAAUUUAAACACAAACAUGGUAAAGAUUUAUCAGGAAAUAAGCGUGCUCUUUGUCGUUUACGUGCUGCUUGUGAAUGUGCUAAACUUAAUUUAUUGUCAUCGUCUCAAACAUCAAUUCAAAUCGAUUCAUUACACGAAGGUAUUGAUUUCUUUUCAACAAUCACUCGUGCUCAUUUUGAAGAAAUUAAUCAUGAUUUAUUUCGCUCAACACUUAACACAAUUAAAAAAGCUUUACAAGAUGCUUGCAUGAAUAAAAGUAGUAUUCAUGAUAUUGUUCUUAUCGAUGGUUCAACACGUAUUCCAAAAUUACAACAAAUAUUACAAGAUUUCUUCAAUGGAAAAGAACUAGACAGGUCAAUUAAUCCAGAUGAAGGUGCUGCUUAUGGUGCUGCUAAUCAAGCAGCUAUUUUCGCUGAUGAUAGAUCAAAACAAGUUGAAAAUGUCAUGCUACUUGAUGUUGCACCAUUUUCAUUGGGUAUUGAAACAACUGGUGGUGUUAUGCAAAGAAUAAUAUCGCGUAAUUCAACAAUCCCAGCAGCACGAACACGAAUAUUUACAAUAUAUUCAGGUGAAAAGCAGAGUAGCAAUGAUGCAAAAACCCAAACAAGCACGCCAUCAAUUUAUUCGAAGAAUCUAUCUAGUGUUGCUAUUAAAGUCUUCGAAGAUGAAAGACCAAUGACAAGAGAUAAUAAUUUACUUGGUACAUUUGAACUUUCUAAUAUUUCAUUACCAGCUAAUGGGGACCCACAGAUUUUGAAAUUACAUUUAAUAUCGACAUAA
Molecule: messenger RNA, 1071 nt
Organism: Rotaria sp. Silwood2
Lineage: Eukaryota; Metazoa; Rotifera; Eurotatoria; Philodinida; Philodinidae
Source: the annotation of a GenBank genome assembly